AUGGCGAGGGCAGGAGGCCCCUGGAAAUGGGCAAUGGCUACCCUGAUCUCAACCCUGGUUCUGGGGGUCUCAGAGCCUGUUCUUGCUGACAAUGUUUCCUCUUGUGACAACCCCUCUGGCACCGAACCCUCUGGGACCAACAGAGACCUCAACACGGAUUCCAAGACUGGGGAGGACGACCGUUCAGAUAGCAGCUCUCGAAUUAUAAAUGGGUCAGAUUGCAAAAAGGAUGCACAGCCAUGGCAGGGAGCCCUGCUUCUGGGACCCAACAAGCUGUACUGUGGGGCUGUGCUGAUCAGCCCACAGUGGCUGCUCACAGCAGCGCACUGCAGAAAGCCAGUGUUCAGAAUCCGCCUGGGCCACCAUUCCAUGUCACCUGUCUACGAGUCUGGCCAGCAGAUGUUCCAGGGGAUCAAAUCCAUCCCCCACCCCGGUUACUCCCACCCUGGCCACUCCAAUGACCUCAUGCUCAUCAAAAUGAACAGAAAAAUCCGUGGCUCUCACUCAGUGAAGCCCGUCGAAAUCGCCUCUGACUGUCCCCGCGAGGGGACCAGGUGCAUGGUGUCUGGCUGGGGGACGACAAGCAGCAGCCACAAUAACUUCCCCAAAGUCCUCCAGUGCCUGAAUAUUACCGUGCUCAGCCAGGAGAGGUGUAAAAACUCCUACCCAGGACAGAUAGACAAGACCAUGUUCUGCGCUGGUGAUGAAGAGGGAAGGGACUCCUGCCAGGGUGAUUCCGGAGGUCCUGUGAUCUGCAAUGGCAAGCUACAGGGCCUUGUGUCCUGGGGUGAUUUCCCCUGUGCUCAGCCCAACAGACCAGGUGUCUACACCAACCUGUGUGAGUUCAAUAAGUGGAUUAAGGACACCAUGAACUCCAACUAA
Apodemus sylvaticus (European woodmouse) is the source of this 882-nucleotide messenger RNA. It is a transcript of the gene Klk5, whose product is annotated as kallikrein related peptidase 5. Gene Ontology annotation, molecular function: serine-type endopeptidase activity. The record is from RefSeq and is a predicted model, not a curated record. Lineage: Eukaryota; Metazoa; Chordata; Mammalia; Rodentia; Muridae. Gene Ontology annotation, biological process: extracellular matrix disassembly; amelogenesis; proteolysis. The transcript is spliced from 5 exons. Bases 1 to 882 code for a protein of 293 amino acids.